UUCGCCCUGUGCCUUGACAUGACCGCCAGAGACGUGCAGGACGAGUGCAAGAAGAAGGGGCUGCCCUGGACGCUGGCCAAGAGCUUCACCGGCUCCUGCCCCGUCAGCGCGUUUGUGCCCAAGGAGAGGGUCCCGGACCCGCACCAGCUGAAGCUUUGGCUGAAGGUCAACGGCGAGCUCAGGCAGGAGGGUGACACCUCCUCCAUGAUUUUCUCCAUCCCGUACAUCAUCAGCUACGUUUCUAAGAUAAUGACCUUGGAAGAAGGGGAUAUCGUCUUGACCGGAACGCCCAAGGGAGUCGGGCCGGUUAAAGAAAACGACGAGAUUGAGGCCGGCAUACAUGGGGUCGUCAGUAUGAGAUUCAAGGUGGAGAGGCCAGAAUGCUGAGUCUACACAGCAUCCUCGCUUUCUCAGGUUCAGGAGCCAAGGGAGCAAGGCCGAAGCAAGCAGCGGUUAUUAAACGUGACUGUCCUUUAUCCGAAACAAAGUAUAAUAUAUACAUCUAUCUAUAUAUCUAUAUAUAGAUAUCACAGGUUUUCUUGAUUUUGGUAAUCUGGAGGCAUUUAUAAAAAUAAAAAUUUGAAAUUGAAAAAAAAGAGCAUGAGGAUUCCAUGUGGCAAACUGUGGAUCACAUCCCCUGAUCAGUCCACCUGAAAUGCCCUGGGCACAUGAAUGAGUGACCAGGAUCUGAUAGACUGGAGAAAUGCAGUAAGAAGAUCACGGUGUGACCAGAUACCACAGACGGUGAUCUCUCUCUCUCUCUCUCUCACAUAUGUCCAUGCACAUGCCCUAUUAUAAAUUUUUAAAGGCAAUGGAAUAUUAUAAACUUAAUAGAAUAUCUGUUGAGAGUAAUGUCUUCUUACAUGCUUAGUUAUAUAAAAUCUUUGUAAUAGAUCAUGAAGGUAAGUAGAAUAUCUACUCGUGUAUGUCCAUUUACACAUUCUCAGUUUUACUUGACAAAAAUGAAUGGGGGACCAGCAGUUUGCAUAAUGGCUAGGUUGCUG
This is a messenger RNA of Tupaia belangeri chinensis (Chinese tree shrew), 1004 nucleotides long. RefSeq names its product acylpyruvase FAHD1, mitochondrial. Gene Ontology annotation, molecular function: acetylpyruvate hydrolase activity. Lineage: Eukaryota; Metazoa; Chordata; Mammalia; Scandentia; Tupaiidae. The annotation marks the transcript as partial. Gene Ontology annotation, cellular component: mitochondrion. The transcript has a single exon. The record is from RefSeq and is a predicted model, not a curated record.